AUGACCCGCAGUAUCUUGUACUUGAAGGACGUUCGUGUUGAAGGCCCGAGGCGUCAGGUAGUGCCCGAGGCGUCAGGUGUCAACCAAUUCACAGUGUCUGGUAAUGACGUUACUGCCAAAGUCAAUCUAUUGGAGAGGAGUUGUUCUUGUCAGAAAUUUGACUUGGUGAAAAUGUCGUGCGAACUUGUGAUGGCAGCUUUGCGAACAAAGUAUGGGGAUGGUGUAGGUUAUGAGGCCGAAUGGACUGUGCCACAGGAAGUGCAAGACACUAAGAUUUCUCCAUCCCCCUACGAUCUCAAACUCGGAAUGAAGAAAGUCAAAUACACUAAGGGCGUCGGUGAGACAUUGAAGUCCAAAAGGAGGAAUACAAGAAGCUUUCUUGGUAGGAUUGUUGUUAGAAGAAAGCUUCUUCUUUUUUUGCUUAUUUUGGUUGAUCUGGCUACUGUGCUAAUGGAUGGCAAUGGUGGUGGGCUUCAUGUUGCAUCCAUUAGGAACCGGACCAACCCACUAGUGGUAAGCCAAAACGCCGACGAAUCAGCACUGGGCAGUAGCCUUCGGUUUUCACCAGUGGACCCAAAAGAAAACACCGUUAGAUUAUCGACUGAUAUGAACGUAAAAUUUACAUCUAUGGUAAUUUCUGAUUCGUCCACGGUGUGGAGAAUUUACACUGAAUUAAUUCCACAACGUUAUUUGGUGACUGUUGGUGGAGUUGUAGGAAAUCCUGGACGUGAAACUUUGGGCAAUUGGUUUAAGAUUGACAAGUACGAGGAUGCUUACAAACUUGUGUAUUGUCCUGGAGUUUGCAAUAUUUGCAGACCAUUUUGUGGAGACAUUGGAGUACUUGUGGAAAAUGGGAAAAGGGUAUUGUUUGUUGGUAGAGAUAAACCUCUCAAAGUUACAUUUCAUAAGCUUUAGAAUGACUAAUUUUAUACUAUAGUACUAUGUAUGUAUAUGUGUGUGAUUUCACUAUCUAUGAUAAGUCUGUAUCAGUGAAGAAAUAAGGAGGUAUAGUCUUCUAGGUAUUUGGAUAAUGUAAUAAAUUAGAUUGGAUUGUUAUAUGAUUUUGAUUGAAAUACUACUAUUUAAUAAAUGCGCUGUAAAAAUUUAGAAU
This is a messenger RNA of Capsicum annuum, 1111 nucleotides long. RefSeq lists its product as uncharacterized. The transcript has 5 exons. The record is from RefSeq and is a predicted model, not a curated record. Gene Ontology annotation, molecular function: endopeptidase inhibitor activity. Bases 1 to 915 code for a protein of 304 amino acids. Lineage: Eukaryota; Viridiplantae; Streptophyta; Magnoliopsida; Solanales; Solanaceae.